AGCGGGAGAAAGACUUGCACUGAUGCCGGCGCGGUCGCUCUCACUUUCGUUUGCGGGGUGUUUGGGGGCUUCGUCUCGAUCGCGGCGGUCGUCGGUCGGUUGUGGUGAUCGUCGUCUAGAUCGUGAUCACGUCGACAAGGGAGAAUACCGCGAGCUGGCAGAUCUCUGUUUGGACUUUCUCUCGCUCCGCGAUCUCCGCGAUGCUAAUUUCUCCCUCGAACGUGUACAAGAUUGGAGAAAGAGCGACAUUUGUUGGGGCUAGCCUCCAAGAGAUUGAGGCUUGGGAGUUUGGGAGCCUAUGGUUUGUCGGGGUGGUUGGUAACCAGAUCUUCCAAAUUUGGAUAACCCGCCGAUCAGUCUUACGGUGACGGUUGUGUACGCGAGUUCAAUACCGCUUGAUAAACGAUCAUAACGAAAAGAGCGUGUGGAAUGUUUUUGACGAACUGGAAUUUCGGCGUUGUGUGAUUCUAGCGUUGCGUAAUCGAGGAAGAUCGGGAAGAGAAAAAGGGAUAAACAUGGAAGGAUUUUUCUACCUGACUACCGGUUGGACCUGAUUCGGAACAUCCUUCGUGGCGGCAGGGGCAAAGGGAAUGAAUGCAUUCAACUGACUUCUUGGGAGAAACAACUUGAAAUUGGAUUGUUUUGUGAAGUUUUCGUCGAAUCGUUACAGCCAUCAUUAAGUUGAUGGAACAGUCGUUAAAUACGAUACAAUGCUCUGGCAUCACCAUUGUGAGAAUUCCUUGAAGAAGAAAUCAGUGAAAGAAGGACGGAACAUAGAUGUGAAGAUACCCAAAGACGAAUCUGGAUGGAACGAAAUGAUUUUGAACAACGAGAAAUAGAUUACUAUGCGCCUAUCAUAGUACCUUCAUCUAUGCUCAUGUGGGAUCUUUCCAUUCAAACAGAUUCUGGCUCAUUUCGGGACAGAUGCAGAGGUGAUCGAGGUACACCUCUGCUUCGGUAGCCAAUGGGACAUCAGUAGGAAUUGGAGACUCUCGGUGUGUGAUUGUGCUCUGGAGUGACAAAACGCUAUCAGUUUCUGACAACAGUUAUGUAUGCUAAAAAGAGUGAUGCAAGUGAUCUUUUGAUGUGGAUGUAACCUUCUAAUGGCAUUAUCGAAUUCAACAUUGCGAAAACAGGAAGUGAAAUAACCAAAGUGCAACUGAAGAAACCACUCACCCCAAAAGGUACAUGCGUAAUCCUUCGACUCCGAAGCAAAUCGAAUUGGGGCAAAUCCAAGAGAAGAAAAAAAAAUCCCCAAGCAAUGUAGUGAAAGUGGAAGUUUUAAAACCUUCAUGUUCAUCUGAGAAAAAAAAGAAUCGAUUUUAUUGUGCAACCUUACUGUCGGACAGCAAAAACAAAAAAAUAAAGAGAAACCCGCAGUUUUGCAUUACAUCCAAGGAUACCCAAUUUCGCUCGGAGUACGGAUUCUUGCUGAGCUGUUUUGUUCGUCUCAGCGCAUCGACAGCGACAUCUACGCCGCCGACGUGUGCGUUACCUUCACAUUUUGCGGAUCUGAACGUGCGGCGCCGUGAGCGGAGAAAAUCAUCGAAAUGAAGAACGUGUGGCGAAUAUUUCUUCUGCUUAUGGUAUUGAAUGAUUUGAGUUUAAUUAGUUCGGAGCCGCAGUAUCAGCAACAGCAGAUCCAAUUGCAACCGCAGGGGAACUAUAACAAUAAUGUGAAUAACAACGUGAACAACAACAACUAUUAUGGACCUCAACAGCAAUUUCAACAACAGCAACAACAACCUCAACAGCAACAGCAACCACAACAGCCGCCUUAUCAGUAUCGAGCGCCACCUCCACCAACGACGGCUGCUCCAACAUUUUUCCAGAGACUCACAAGUUGGUUCAACUUCUUUGGAGAUGAUAGCGAUGACAGGCGUCCUCUGCCGCCAAGAAAACCACCGGCUCCAAAUCCACAAGUAGCCCAACAACCUCUUCCUCCACCCUCUCCUCCUCCUCCUCAACUCCAACAGCAAUUUCAACCUCAACAGCCACAGGCAUUUCAACCUCAGCAACAACUUCAGCCUCAACCAAAUUCUCAGUAUGUCCAGUUUCCACAACCACAGCCAAAUGAGCCCAUUCAGAAUGGGAGUAGGAUUGGGAUUGUCAAUACCAACUACGGACCACCAGGUUUUAAUAGUCCACAACCAAAUGGGGGAUUUCAACCUAUAGUUCAUCAAAACAACAACUAUCAAGCAAGUGGAAGUAACUAUCAUCCAGUGGCAAAUGCGCUUCCUCCGAGCAAUAACAUCCAAGGUCCCGGUUAUCACUAUCCACCCCCAGCACAGGCAGUACAACAACCACAGAAGCCAUAUGUUCCAUCGACAUUGCAACAGCAUAUUGUUGGUUCUCAACAGGACCCAAGGAUACUGAGGCCGUCACAACCCUAUCAUCAGAACCAUCAGUAUCGUGAUCCAGAACCAACGACCAUUUCUCCUGGGGUUGUUCCAAUUCCUGGUGCAGUGCCAGUACCUGAAGCUCAGAACCCCAAUGACUUUGACUAUCAUCCCUGUAAUAAUGUGCCAUGGGUUCCUUUGGAACCGCCACCUGGACAACUCCCCGUUACUCAACUGCCUCCAAACGCUAUACCUGAUAUUAGUGCCCCCACCAAACGUCCUAUAAAACUUGAGAUCAGACCCAAAGGUCAAGUUCACUCGGUAUCUCAUUAUCCACCUUCCUUACAAAACCAUGAACCACCGAUCAUCACAGCUGCUCCUCCACCGCAACAUCUGAUUCAACUACAACUUCAGCAACAACAGGCGCAACUCCAAAAUCUCCAACUACAACAACUUCAGCUCCAGCAGCAGCAACUUCAGCAACAGCUCCAGCAACUUAAGGUUAGUACAACAGCAGAGCCAUCGUUACUUCCAACGCCGACGACGACACCUUUCAUACAAACAGCAGCCCCACUGGCUGCUCAUUUUGUGACUCGAAAACCUGACGCGCCACAACCAAGCUCAGCUCCGAUAACCUUCCGACAAGUCUCUGCAUCGUACUUCACCAACAAAGACUACCAUCCUCCGGCCAAAAUUCUACCAAUUCAGGACGAAGACAAGCCUCACGCAUCAAUCUCACUUCCAAACUUGAGCGCAUCACCUGCGCCUCCUCUCUAUACAGCAACCUCUUUCCAUUCGGACCCGUACAAGUUCUACCGACCGUACAAACCUCGUGACAAUAUCAUAGAACUGGGCUACGGCUACCCACAGUCACUGAAAUCUAUGUCUGACAGCUACAUACGAUACAACAGACCGCCGUACUCUGGAAACAGGCCUAACCAAUCAAUUUUCGACGUUGAACAGGUUGCUUCAUCAUCCUCCACGGUAUACACAACGGUAGCCUACUCGAACGAGGACUCCAAACCUGCGGCCUCGGAGCAUCGAAACGUAACCAUCACCGGCACUAAUCAACUGUCCGCCGAAGACGAAGAUUACUCUUCGGAGGAAGACGAUGAUCAAAUUAAGGGUGUGACAGUCACCUUCCCGGUGGAGGUAACUAGUGUCGUGCCGAAAACUCGCUACUAUUCCUCAAGAACGACUACUACUGAAAGACCUACCACGUUACCAUCUUCACUACCUCCGCCAACAGAUCCAGAUGAACUAGGAAAUGGACUUCAAAUAAUCUACUCUGCCAAUCUACACACCAGUUCGCCACUUGGUAAUAAACAUUUCCAAAGACAGUUACCUGAUUCGGACCUAGACCAUCCGGAUCUACGUCCUCCAGUGAAUUUAUUCAGUAACAUACUCAGCGAAGAGGAAGACUCUGUACCCAAAGAAACAAUCCCUACAACAGUAUCAACUCAGGCUCCGCCCACCAGGUCGAUAGAUAGCGUACUGACCACACUAAAGGUCACUCCCAACCGUCCGACACUCUUCCAACUUUACAGAAAUACCGAAGCUCCCACCACAGAAAAUACCACUCCAAUUCCUCGUACGGUAACCACCGUUCCUCCAACUGCAUCAUCUCAUCUAUCCUCUAUGACGGCAGCUAUCGGCGGUCAUAUCAACACUGCUUCAACCAAAAAGCCAAAACAAAUCCAGAUCAUCAUCCCCUAUAGCACCUACAAAAAGCCCGAGCCGUUCAAACCCAAAGACCGAGACGAAAUAGAUCACUCACCGGCUGCAUCGAACAUUGUGACGUCCACUUCUGGAACAUCAAUAACUACUGCUCCGACCAAGUCCCACUUUGUCACCCGGGAAUCCAUGAAGUACUUCCAUUCCUCAACCAACAUCAAAGACAUCCUUCGCAAGGAAACCACUCGUCCCUUCUCUCGACCACCAACAACCGUCCCGGAGAAACCAACCAAGCUCAAGAAAGUCGAACCUGUCAAAGUAUCCAAGGACUCCAAACCCUUCACACCGCCCCGUGUCCCCAAGAUGACCCCAAUGCCUCCGGUGUUCAACCUUACCGGACUGUCCGCCGACCAACGGCUAGAACACACAACAACCUUGCCACCUCGAACCUUCCGACCGACAAUCAUCAUGGCGCAUCCAUCCAGGUUCACACCGAACUACAUCAACAUCACUCGGAUGCGACCUCUACCAACCAGCCAUACCUACUCCCCGCGAACCACCAUUUCCCAGCUACUCCGCACCACCAAAAUCCACACUAAACCUCCGAAACCCCAUCCCAACGAAGACCAAGAACUCCCCUCCCGAUCGCUCCCUCCCAUUGUAUAUCGACGAACUACAGUCCCAACGACCACGACCACAACCGAACAGCCCCUAACAACCCCCAUCCCGAUCUACGAACGCAACGAGUGGGACAUCGACCCCCUCCUUCUCCAGCGACGAAUCGACACCUGGACCGAACAGCAGUACGCCAGCGAAGACUACCUGUUCAAAUCGAGCACCAUCCCGUUGCACCGGGUCACCAAAGCCAUCCCGUGGGAGUUCCUCACGACCACCAUGCUGCCAUCGCUCCGGGACCGUACCAAGGGGCGGGACAGCUGGCGCAACGUCAAAAUUGCCAUCUCGCCGCACACCAAGGAGAAGGUGUACGUGGUGACGCCCCAGCCAUGGACGGCCAUCAUCAACCAGGAAACGGUAUCGUCACCGCGGUUCUCCAUAAGGCCGACGCCGUUCUACCAGAAGGGUGCGAUUAGCACCGUUGGCGGCGUGAGCAGUAGCAGAAGUCCAACCAGGAGCAGCAGUAGUAGAGGUGGUAGUAGUAGCACAGGAUCGACUGUGGAUGUUUCACCGGAAUCAGUGAACGAUCUGGUGGAACACAAAUCGAAACUGCACCGAGCAACACUAAGUCUGGCCAAGCUGAAGCACCGCAAGUACGUCCGCCAGAAAACUUUUACCCGGGCGCCGUUCCGUCCCUCCUCCUUGUCACCGUCCCGAUCGAGCAGCUUCACUAGCAGCAGCAGCUUCAGCAGUAGCAGCAGCACCAGCAACGAAUCGGCGUGACGCGACGCCUCACACACCCUAG
This is a messenger RNA of Aedes albopictus (Asian tiger mosquito), 5433 nucleotides long. RefSeq names its product mucin-2. NCBI's taxonomy places the organism in Eukaryota, Metazoa, Arthropoda, Insecta, Diptera, Culicidae. The record is from RefSeq and is a predicted model, not a curated record. The transcript is spliced from 3 exons. The coding region runs from base 1551 to 5411 and encodes 1286 amino acids.